This is a messenger RNA of Mytilus californianus (California mussel), 3937 nucleotides long. Its product is annotated as protein BCCIP homolog. The transcript has 7 exons. Gene Ontology annotation, cellular component: nucleus. The record is from RefSeq and is a predicted model, not a curated record. NCBI's taxonomy places the organism in Eukaryota, Metazoa, Mollusca, Bivalvia, Mytilida, Mytilidae. The coding region runs from base 7 to 882 and encodes 291 amino acids.
CUCAAAAUGGCUUCGAAGAAGAAACGUGUUGUGCAACUUGAAGAAAAAAUGCAAGCCGACGAAGUCGUUGCCGAUGAUGAAGAAGCAUCAAGUGGCAUGGAUGAUGAUGACAGUAGUGAUUGUGAAGUUAAUGAAGAAAUUCAAGUAGAAUUUGAAGCUAGAACGAUUGAAGACAGUGAUUUUCAUGGUACUAGAGCAUUGCUACAGCAGCUGUUUUUAAAAGCAAAGAUAGAUUUAUCUGAGAUGGCCAACACAAUUAUAUCACAGAACUAUAUAGGAAGUGUUAUAAAGCAAAUAGAUAUUCCAGACAGUGAUGAAGAAGAUGAUGAUAUGGGAGAAGGUGACCCAGUUCUUGGUUUAAUUACAGUUAUCAACAUCACUGAAAAACAGAAUGUCGAGUGUGUUAAACAGUUCAGGUCAAUGUUAAUGGAGAAGUGUCAAGCAUGUUCACAACAACAAAAAGAGAGGUUAUCACAGAUAUUGACAGAUGCAGAGCAACAAGUAGGAUAUCUGAUAUCAGAGAGAUAUAUCAACAUACCACCACAGAUAUCUGUCCCUAUGUAUGAAUCUUUAUUCAAAGAAAUGGAGAAAUGUACAAGAAAGAAAAUGAAAUAUGAUUUUGGACACUAUAUAUUAAUAUCAAAGUGUUACAGACUUAAGGGUUCAGAUCAGAUGUUUUAUACUAACGCUGAGGAGGAGUUCUUAUCAAAGGAAUGUGAAUUUUCCUUCACAUACUCUGUUGCAUCAGAGCGGGAUACUGUGGUGGAUGGGAAGUGGGAUGCUGAGGAUCAGAUGGAGGCUAUGAGAACUGUGCUUGUGAUACCAAGAGAAAAUCUCCAAACAGCUGUGGCUAACAUUAAAACAGCUUUAGCUGCUACUUAAAAAUAAAUUUUAUCUUUGUCUUAAAUGCAUAUUUUAUUGACAAUUUUAAGGAUGCUUUCUGCUGACAUUUUCAUUUUCCUCUGUGUUUUGUAAGCCCUGCGGCCUUUCUUAGGAUGUAAUGCAUUUAGAUAUUUGGUCCACAACCCCAUAUUUGUCAAUACUGAGGAUUCAUCAUUAUUAGUGGGAUACAAAAAUGGCAAAUAUGACCACCUUGGCCUAUUCUAAUUUCUGAUUUGCUGGACUUUGAAAGUUUUCUUCUCAAGAACCAUUGAAUUACUAAAACCAGACUUCAAUGAUAUUUUGUUUGAAAGUCCUAUACCAAUGUUAUUUUUGUCAAGCAAUUAUAAAAAAAAAUGACUUUUAGCAGUGGUCAAAGUUUACAUUGAAACCCUAUAUGAAAAUAUAUUUAUUUAUAUUUUCAAGAACAAAUGAAGUGCAAUGAAACAAAACCAUACAUGAAUGUUCUUUAGAGGGUACUAACUAAGCGUUGUUACUUUUGUUCUGAUGAAAAGUUUAUUGUGGGUCCAAGGGUUUCUAUACAUAUUGUUAUUGUAAAAAGUCAUUCCAAAGGUGAGAGGAAGUAAUUCUUGAUUGCUAUAAGAAUGUCCAAACUAAGCUUUCAUAUAAUUUUCUUUUAAAAGUCUUCUAUAUUCAUAAGAAUAGGACAUAAGUUUGAAUUAAAACAUGUUAUAUACAGUAACAUACAUGUAUAUGUGAAAUUACAAUAUACUGUUACUAAAAUUCCAUUGGAGAUAGUCUAAAAUCAUUGAUCUUUUGGAAUAUUGAUCUUAAGAUAAUGUCUUAAUGUUGUGGACAUGAUGUAAUUCAACUUUUGCAAUUGGAUACAAAGUCGGAAUAUCAUUUUGUGACCUCAUUAACUUGUGUUUCAUUUUUCCGUUUUUAAUAUCUCUAUCUAUGUGGUACUAUAAUGUGUAUACAUUCAGCUGGAGAAUCAUCUUUGUCUAGUUUAAAUUGGUUCUGAAGUUUUACAGAUUUCUGCAUCUUAACUCUAUGCAAUAUUACAAUCAAGGAGUAUUUUAUUUCAAGAGAUUUUUAUACUGGUUUUACGAAUCUUUAAGUUUGAUGUGAAGUAACACAAGUUAAUUUGUAGUGCAAGCAAUAAUGCUUUGAUGUUAUGGUACGAGUCAUUGUCUGCGUAAACUAUGUUUAAUUACAAUACCAAUGUAUCAUUUGACCUAUCCUAAUAAACUAUUUGGCAAAAUGUUCCUUGGGCAGAAAACUUGACCUGGUUGUAAUCUUCUGGUUUGUUGCCCCGCCUAUUUCUGGAAAGGACUCCUAAACAGUGAUUUUGACUAGUUUUAAUAACAAUGUAUUCCCAACGCCAAGAUGGAGCAGGUGUAUAGUUGUGUAUCUGUCUGUCCUUUGUCAGUCAUUUUUGUUUCUGGAUGCUAACUGCAAUACUUCAGAUUGCAUCAAUACUGAGAUAUAUGGUGACAUAUAAUGAGAGGAAAAUUCUAUUGAUUUUCAGGUCACAACCUCUAAGGUCAAGUUCAUUGUUACAAAAAAUAGACUGAACUGCAUGCAGAAAACUAAAGUCGCAAUGCUAAAUCCAAUACUACCAACAACAAAAAAAUUGCGACUAUACUUGAAUACAUUGUCAAAUACAAUGAAAUGAAGAACUCUUUUGAUAUUAAGUCAUUAGUCCAAGGUCAAGGUCAAUGCUACUAACAACAGACUGGAAUUGUGCAGUAAAGUGGUAUCUGGAUUCUUAUCAAAUACUAAUUAUGGGUUGGCAACCUUACUUGGAUCAUGGUCACAUAUCAUAAGAAAAGCUUAUUGAUUUUAUGUAACCACAUCAAAGGUCAAGGUCAUAGUUAUUAAAAAAAAGAUCUAAAUUUGAGCAGAAAACUUGUUUCCAGAUGCUUAAUCAAAUACUACAUGUAUGGGAGGGCAAACUUACAUGGAUAUAGUUCUUGUGUAAUAAGAGGAAGAUCCCUACUGAUUUUUCAAGUCAUAAGGUCUAAGGUUUUAGUUAAUAAAUAUAGAUGAGUAUCUUAAAAAAAAUGGAAAAUCUAUAUCAUCAGGUCAAAUUAAGCUGUCCCCGUUUAUAUGGAGGGGUGUUGUGUACUCAAAGUACUUUAAUUUGCAUUCUUGUUAUAUACAGUUUUUUGUUGUUUUUUUUAAAUCUCUCUAAGAAGAAUGUUGCUAAAUCUGAUAUAGCCUUAAAUGGAAGAAUCGCCUUUUGCUGUUAAUAACUUAGAAAAUAUGUACGCAUUUUUUCAGAGUGUCCAUGUCUGUGUUUACAUUUAUAAAAUUUUAAUCAUCCAUGAAACUACAAGGCCAAUUUGAACACUCUUGGGAGAAAAAAUGUAAAUUCUUUAAUAAAAUGAUGAUCCUCCAGAGGAAAAAAUGAUUUGGAUUGGUCAUUUCUCUUAUUUCUUCUCUGAAACUUCAUGGCCACAUCUGAUGGAAUUUUACAGGAAUAAUGAUGGGGUGACAUAAAUGAUGUAGUGAUGAUGCCACAAAGGCACAAUAGUCCCCCUUGAACCCUAAGGGAAAUCACAUUUUUCGUUCUCAAAAUCUACUUGGAUGAACUGCCCCAAACUUGCAAGAAAUGAAGAAUGGAAGAUUUCAUAUUUCAUUUAAUCUGAAUUAGUCAAACAUUGCUAUUCUUGAUCCUGUUUACUCAUUUAGCCUAAUGAAAAUAUGAAAAACAUAAGCUGAUUUGUAACCUGUAGAGCUGCAAAUAAUGCACAGUAUAUUGGUCUCCUACAUAAAUUCUGCUUUCGUUCAAAUCAGCUGACUAACAGGGCACCUAUACAGCCAGAAGUAAUUCUUACUUCCUAUCAAUUGAAAAGUUGCUACUGAAUAUAUACACAUAGAUUUAAUAGGUGCUUUUUCGGUUGUAAAGGUGGUUGUUGACAUUGGGCUUAGUUCCAGGUGACCAAUACAGGUUCUUAAGAGCCUUGAGUUUUGAAUUAUUUGUUAUAAUGAUACCGGUUAACAUUUUUUACACUUAAGUAUGCUUUGGUUCUUUUGCUUAAUAUAUGUAAUUUAUUGAUGUUUGAUGUGAUAAAAUAAAAUAUAGGAAGUA